AUGACCAAAACCCGGCUCUUCCGCCUGUGGCUGGUCUUGGGGUCCGUGUUCAUGGUCCUCCUGAUCAUUGUGUACUGGGACAACGUGGGCACGGCCCACUUCUACCUGCACACUUCCUUCCCCAGGCCGCGCCCCACCCCCGCGCAGGGGGCAGAGAAGGAGUUCACGGCCGACGUGGACGCGUUUUUGCAGAAGCUGCUUAGCGGCGGCCUGAAGCAGAGCGCCCCCUCCGGUCGAAGGACGGAGCAGCCCUCGGUGCAGGCCUCGGGCAGGCCCGUGCUGAGCAACGCGGAGGAGAGCGUGCGGGGCUACGACUGGUCCGCCCGCGACGCCCAGCAGGGCCCGGACCCCGGCGGGCGGCAGGCCGAGCGGAGGAGCGUGCUCCGGGGGCUCUGCGCCAACGCCAGCUUCGUGUUCCCCACCAAGGAGCGCUCGUUCGACGACAUCCCCAACUACGAGCUGAACCACCUGAUCGUGGACGACCGCCACGGCGUCAUCUACUGCUACGUGCCCAAGGUGGCCUGCACCAACUGGAAACGCGUCAUGAUCGUGCUGAGCGAGAGCCUCCUGGACCGGGGCGCCCCCUACCGCGACCCGCUGGACAUCCCGCGGGAGUACGUCCACAACUCCAGCACCCACCUGACCUUCAACAAGUUCUGGCGCCGCUACGGCAAGUUCUCCCGCCACCUCAUGAAGAUCAAGCUCAAGAAGUACACCAAGUUCCUGUUCGUGCGGGACCCCUUCGUGCGCCUCAUCUCCGCCUUCCGCAGCAAGUUCCAGCUGGAGAACGAGGAGUUCUACCGCAAGUUCGCCGUGCCCAUGCUCACCAUGUACGCCAACCGCACCGGCCUGCCCUCCUCCGUCAGCGAGGCCUUCAGCGCGGGCCUCAAGGUGUCCUUCGCCAACUUCAUCCAGUACCUGCUGGACCCGCGCACCGAGAAGCUGGCGCCCUUCAACGAGCACUGGAGGCAGGUGCACCGGCUCUGCCACCCCUGCCAGAUCGACUACGACUUUGUGGGCAAGCUGGAGACGCUGGACCAGGACGCCGCCCAGCUGCUGCGGCUUCUCAAGGUGGACAAGCUCCUGCACUUCCCCCCGAGUUACCGGAACAGGACCGCCAGCAGCUGGGAGGAGGGCUGGUUCGCCCCCAUCCCCUUGGCCUGGAGGCAGCAGCUGUACAAACUCUACGAGGCCGAUUUCGUCCUGUUCGGCUACCCGAAGCCCGAAAACCUGCUCAGAGACUGAGGGCGGCGGGGACAGUCCCGAACGCCGGAACCAGCCGGGCUCACGUCAUCUGCCGUCCCACGGCCGUCUUCCUGAGGGAGGAUCCAUGGGCUCCCGCGUGGAUUUUUUCACGGCCCCGUUUCCCUGCCGGCCCGACACGGCAGGGUUCCCCAGCGCUCCCGUCAACGAGGAGGCUGGAGACCGUCCCCACACUCCAGUUUUUUAAAUAACCUACGAUUUUGCAAUCUAGACGUACCGUUUACUCCACUGCCUAUAUUCGUUGAGUACUGUGUUAAUAUUGUUUUCUAAGAUUAAUAUAUUUGAGAUAUUUAAUAUGAAAAGUGCAGAAAGAAAGGAUGGAGUAAAUGUUACACCUGCUUCUU
This is a messenger RNA of Puma concolor (puma), 1607 nucleotides long. RefSeq names its product carbohydrate sulfotransferase 12 (gene CHST12). Lineage: Eukaryota; Metazoa; Chordata; Mammalia; Carnivora; Felidae. Gene Ontology annotation, molecular function: sulfotransferase activity. Gene Ontology annotation, biological process: proteoglycan biosynthetic process; carbohydrate biosynthetic process. Gene Ontology annotation, cellular component: membrane. The record is from RefSeq and is a predicted model, not a curated record.